UGAUAUUUAGCAACGGAUUUUUAUGUUCUCAUUCUAAAUAACGUUGGGACAAAUUUUGCCUUUCGUGAUCAAUAAAUUAAAGUCGAUUUAUUAUUCUAACACAGUAUUCACUGACAAAACUGUUCUUAAAUUCCUGACAUCCGGUUAAUGACAGUGGCGCACAUGCGCAGAAGCAUGAUUAUCCGGUGACCAUUUUGUUGCAGUGACUUGGUUUUUUAUUCAUCAAAUAUAUUUUCCACUCACUAACAACGGCAGACAAAGAUUUUACUUCUAGAAUCUGUAGUAAGGCUUAACCCAAGAAAAAACAAACGAAACGCACACCACAUUUUUUUCUUCUUUAUUCUUUCAAUUUCUCUUCUUUUCCCCUAAACAACCCAUCAUGAUCUGUAAGUAAAAACCUAAUUACUUCCAUGGAGCGAAAACAAAGACAUUAAUUUUUCUCCUUCUCUCUCUCUCUCUCUCUUUUGUUUUUGGGGGGUUGUUUUAUGUUUCUGUAUCUGCUCACUUUUAAUCACAUUUCAUGAAUCUCUCUUUCUCCCUCUGAUAUAUCAACAUAUGUGAAAUACACAGAAUUCAAAUUUUAAUUUCUUUUGUUUCUCCUUCCCCGUUUUUCUUUUUAAGUUAAUGUCUCUCUUUUUUUGUCUCCUAGAUAAAUUGUGUUUAAGUAUUUUGCCAAUCUCUUAGAAUCUAAUUUCAAGCUCUACAUUCAAAUACACAACGUUAAACAUACACAACACUAAAAUAUAUAUUUCUAUCUAAAAUAGUCUUUUUCUACCUAAACACCCACUCCCUACACUUUGAAACAAAGUCGUAGCGAUCGAUUAUUGAACUCGAAACCAGAAUAUAUUCAACAAUAAACAAGAUGAUGGCUACCAACACAUGCACCCUGGUAUCUGCUUUGUCCAGUACUCCUGUUUCACCAACACUACCACUAUCGUCAUCAAUAACAUCGGCAUCAUCAUCGUCAGCCGCUCUGGCUGCAACAACAACCAGUUUAACAGCCACAGCGGCAUUACCCCCGGAGGAAAUAGGUUACAUACCCGAUAAAGUAAAGAAAGCUGAGAAAAGAAUUUCUGCAUACCCCUAUGAUACUGAGGCAUGGAGUGUUCUAAUCAGAGAUGCCCAGAUGAAAAUGAUUGGAGAUGCCCGAAACACCUAUGAGAGGCUUGUAACACAGUUUCCUAAUGCUGGACGCUAUUGGAAGAGUUACAUUGAGCAAGAGAUGAAGGCUAAAAAUUAUGAAAGAGUUGAAAAACUUUUCCAGCGCUGUUUAAUAAAGGUUCUGAAUAUAGAUCUGUGGAAGCUCUACCUCUCAUAUAUAAAGGAAACCAAGGGAAAGUUGCCUUCUUACAGAGAAAAGAUGGCCCAAGCCUAUGAUUUUGCCUUAGAUAAAGUAGGAAUGGAUAUUAUGUCAUACCAGAUUUGGGUUGAUUAUAUAAACUUCUUAAAAUCUGUUGAAGCUGUCGGGUCGUAUGCCGAAAACCAACGUAUAACAGCAGUUAGGAAAGUCUAUCAACGAGGUGUCGUUAAUCCAAUGAUCAAUAUUGAAUUGUUAUGGAAAGACUAUAAUCAAUAUGAAACAAAUAUAAAUCCUUUAAUUGCUAAAAAGAUGUCAGAAGACAGAGGCCGUGAUUAUAUGAAUGCACGAAGAGUUGCCAAAGAGUAUGAAGCAGUUACGAGAGGGUUAAACAGGAAUUCCCCCUCAGUACCCCCACAAAAUACCCCUGAAGAAGCAAAACAGGUUGAACUCUGGAAACGUUAUAUAGCUUGGGAGAAAAGUAAUCCUUUACGGACUGAGGAUCAUGCAUUAAUUACAAGACGCGUAAUGUUUGCCUAUGAGCAAUGUCUUUUAUGCCUUGGCCAUCACCCAGAUAUUUGGUAUGAAGCUGCAUCUUUUCUGGAACAAAGUAGUAAGCUCCUCACAGAAAAGGGGGACCAAAAUGCUGGGAAAAUUUUUGCUGAUGAAGCUGCUGCCAUUUAUGAACGAGCAAUCACCACACUCUUGAAGACAAAUAUGUUGCUGUAUUUUGCAUAUGCAGAUUUUGAAGAGAGUCGUAUGAAAAAUGACAAGGUCCAUUCAAUAUACAAACGUCUAUUGGCUAUUCAAGAAAUUGAUCCAACUUUGGCCUACAUUCAAUACAUGAAGUUUGCUCGAAGAGCAGAAGGAAUUAAAGCUGCUCGCCUUGUCUUUAAAAUGGCUCGGGAUGAUACUCGAACUCGCUUCCAUGUCUAUGUAUCAGCUGCACUAACGGAAUAUUAUUGUAGUAAGGAGAAAACUGUGGCUCUGAGAAUAUUUGAACUAGGUCUGAAGAAAUAUGGAGAAAUUCCAGAUUAUGUUCUUGGCUAUGUUGAUUUUAUGUCACAUUUAAACGAGGAUAACAAUACUCGAGUGCUGUAUGAAAGAGUUUUGUCUUCCGGUCAGAUCCCUCCAGAAAGAUCUAGUGAAAUCUGGAGUCGAUUUCUUUCUUUUGAGUCUGAAGUUGGAGAUUUAUCAAGUAUUUUAAAAGUAGAAAAGAGAAGAGCCGCAGCUACAAAUCAGCUGCAAGAAUUUGAAGGGAAAGAAACGGCCUUGUUGAUUGAUCGCUAUAAAUACAUGGAUCUCUACCCUUGUUCACAGAUGGAGUUGAAGGCUUUGGGGUACAGAAACUUUUCUUCAAUGCACGUAGCUCAAAUGCCUUCAACUGGUGAAUGUAUUCCUCGGAAUUGGAAUGAUGAAGAAGAUAACAGAAAGAGACCAGAAUAUCCCAAACCUGACCUUGAACAAAUGCUGCCUUAUAAACCUCGACUUUUACCUCCUUCAGGUGCUCAUCCCAUGCCAGGUGGAGUUUUCCCUCCACCACCAGCUGCUGCACACCUCCUUACCUUGUUACCACCACCAAAUUGUUUCCAUGGUCCCUUUGUUAUGAUAGAUCAGUUUAUCAAACACAUUACAAAUGUCACUUUACCUGACGAACCUGUUGUUAUAGAAAAUGGAAUGGAAUCUUCCAAGAUUGACCCUGGAACCUUAAUAUCAAUAGAGAUUGCUACAGGUGUGAGGAAACGCAAAGCAGAAAUAACCACAGAGGUUGGGGAAGAAAGUGAUGAAGAAAAUUCUGAGAUGUUGGAACCCCCACUUCAUGACAUUUAUCGCAGUCGACAGCAGAAACGAGUUAAAUGAGAACCUCCCUCCUGCUAGCCAUCACUUCAUCUCUUGUAAACUUUAUUGGCAACUUGCUAAAUUCUAUCUCAUUAUUGCUGGCAACUCACAUGCUCACUUCACCCUCAUUAACAACUCACGUCAUUUCCAGCUUAGCCUUUUCUAAACAUUUCCUAAAACUCCAUCUAAUUUACACAUAUAUGCAUGUGUGGUGUGUGUAAUAUAUAUAUGUAUAUACACAUAUAUGUAUGUAUGUAUAAUUUGUAGCCAACAUUUUGUCAACAUUUAAUGUCAUUUUCGAUCCAUUUCUGUCUUAUCAUCUCUGUUGACCCCACUUUUUUUUUUGGUUCUCCUCAAAUUAAUCUGGGAUCAGUUUUGUUCAGCUUCAUCUCCAUCUUGUUUUUGAUGCACAUUGUUCGCCUCAAUCACUGUUUCUCAUCCUCAUUGACAACUGUCACUCUUGUCUAAUUUACAAACACACCAGGUCAUCUAACACUGUCGUUGUCAUCAUCAUCAUCAUCAUCAUCAUCAUCAUCAUCAUUUGAUAUUUUGGCCAGCCACAUCAAACCUUACUGGUUUAUUUUUUUUAUAUUACUGUAAAGAAAAUAAAAAAAAACAACAAACAAAACACAAAUUCAAUAUCUCCAUUGUGGUCAAACCUGCUUCCUCUGGGAUCUUAGUAGUUUUUUUUUCAACACAUACAUACAUACACACAUGUGUAUGUGUGUACGUGUACCUGUGUGUGUGUGUGUAUGUAUGUAUGUAUGUAUUAUUGUCACUUGAAAAGAGGAUGCUAGAACUGAAUUUUUUGUGAAGUUAAACAUACUACCUCUUUAGGAUGACUGAAUUUGACCACUGCUGCUGUGUGUCUGUGUGUAUGUGCGUGUGUGUGCAUGUAUGAAAUAAACAUGGGCUACUGUGAUCAGUGACCUUGGAUGGAUUGUUUCAUUGUUGAUGUUGUUGCACAUUAGACACCAAUAAAAAAAAUAAAAACCUCCAUACCUUUUCCUUAUUUGUCUACCCCCACUUCUCAAAUCUCCACCUCACCCCAAAAACAAUUACAAAGAAAUUUUUUUUCUGCUUGCUAGCAUUUAAACAGUACGAUCUUCCAAAGAUCAUUAUUGAGUGCAUGGGUGGGGGGAGGGAUAAAAAGUGAUGGAUUGGUCACUGAACUGGAAUUAGAAUGUCUUGCAUUAUUUUAGUUUUGUCCCUUCUUAGAUUCUGCUGGAGGAAGACAAGGGAAUCAGUUUUCCUUUCACUCACCCCUUCUAUGGCUUGAUACAAUACCAGUUAUGUAUUCGGAUUUAUUGAGUUGUGGUGUGUGUGUGUGUGUACAUACAUAUAUAUGUGUGUGUGUGUAUAUAUAUAUGCCUCUACAUAGAUAUAUCCUCUAGGUACAAUAAUUGACUUUGUGCCUCCUCAGAUGUAUUCCUUAUUAAAUAUUCAGUUCACUUUUCUUAAACUCACCCCCUCCUCUCUAUUUCUUUUAAGCCAACACUACUGACAUUAUUAAAGUUUAUUGUUUAUAUUUUUUUAUAUUUCAUCUGUAUUAAUUCUUCCUUUUUGAUGUGUAAAUCAAGACAUUAUCUAUAAGAGGUUUGUGAUAUAGUUGACAGAGACAGUGAAACAAUGGAACAAAUAUAUCUGACAGUAUUUCUGUGUCCUCCACUUUCGCUGAGAAAUCUUUUGGGCUCAACUUUGCUUGUCAUCACAGAUUUGCAGUGGAAUUUGCUCCACAUCAGUCAACUCUACCCACAGUAUUUUACAAAUUUUUGGUAUCCUCUGCCAAGCUUCUAUGGUAACAUCCUUAAAGGAAACAACAAUAGAUUUUUUUUCAAUUUCUGCAUCUUCCCAACUCAGUUAGUCGUUAAUUUUAUUCAUCUCACUUGAAGAAAUCUCUGAGAAAUUUUAAUGAAAUAGAAAGAUUGAUUCUUCCCCUUUCCCUACCACCAUUAAUUAAUAUAUUAAUUAAUAACAACUCCGUUACCUUAAAUUAAAUGUAAAAUCCUCCCAUCUACCUGUCCACUUGGCACUAAAUUGAUUUUCUCCUUUUUCUUUUGUAUAAGGAAAUUGUUUCAACAAAAUGAAUUUAUUUUGUUUUCUUUUUACUUUAAAUAGUUCCAAAUUGGAAUCAUAUCUCUUUUUUUACUAAUGCUCUUAGAAACCUCAUGAGCAUCACAACAUCCCAGAAUUGCUACAACAUUGUAAAAAUGACCUUGUGAUAUUUCUUUCAGUUCUUUACAUUCUGGAUUCAUUUCCAGCUUACGUCAACUUUGC
Molecule: messenger RNA, 5413 nt
Organism: Octopus bimaculoides (California two-spot octopus)
Lineage: Eukaryota; Metazoa; Mollusca; Cephalopoda; Octopoda; Octopodidae
Product: cleavage stimulation factor subunit 3
Biological process (GO): mRNA 3'-end processing
Cellular component (GO): nucleus
Molecular function (GO): mRNA binding; protein binding
Source: RefSeq, a predicted model, not a curated record